UCAGUAUUUACCGAAUGUGACAAGCAGAGAGCAGAGCUUUCGGCGGGGCCGCUUGCUGCCCGGCUCAAGUGGUGGGAGAGCUCCUUACCCGCAACCUCUCUGACUAUCCCGUUGGCAAAGACCCGCAGGCCAUGAGGACUGGUCAAAGACAGUGAGAGGACGUGAAAGGGUAAAUCCCUGUGCCCCGCAGUCUUAUCUCCCGCCCUGACGUCCCUGCACACCAGCCAGAGGGUUAACCGUAAGCGGGUGCCUGUAUGGCCGCUUUACUGAUGCCACGCAGGAACAAAGGGAUGAGGACUCGACUGGGAUGCCUGUCUCACAAGUCCGACUCGUGUAGUGAUUUCACAGCUAUUCUUCCCGACAAACCCAACCGUGCUCUGAAGAGACUAUCCACAGAAGAAGCUACGAGGUGGGCAGAUUCCUUUGAUGUGCUUCUCUCCCAUAAGUAUGGGGUGGCUGCGUUCCGCGCCUUCCUGAAGACGGAGUUCAGUGAAGAGAACCUGGAGUUCUGGUUGGCCUGUGAGGAGUUCAAGAAGACCAGGUCAACUGCAAAACUGGUCUCCAAGGCCCAUAGGAUCUUUGAGGAGUUUGUGGAUGUGCAGGCUCCGCGGGAGGUAAACAUAGACUUCCAGACCCGAGAAGCCACGAGGAAGAACAUGCAAGAACCCUCCCUGACUUGCUUUGACCAAGCCCAGGGAAAAGUACACAGUCUCAUGGAGAAAGACUCUUACCCCCGGUUCCUGAGGUCCAAAAUGUACUUAGAUUUGCUGUCUCAAAGCCAGAGGCGGCUCAGUUAGACCUCAGA
Messenger RNA from Balaenoptera acutorostrata (minke whale), 805 nucleotides. RefSeq names its product regulator of G protein signaling 8 (gene RGS8). The coding region runs from base 255 to 797 and encodes 180 amino acids. Lineage: Eukaryota; Metazoa; Chordata; Mammalia; Artiodactyla; Balaenopteridae. The transcript has 7 exons. The record is from RefSeq and is a predicted model, not a curated record.